AGCAGGGACUUUGGAGUGACUUGUGGCCUCGCUGGGAGCCCUGUGAUCUGGCUGCUUUGAUCUCGCCCUGCAAUGGUGCCUUUGCCUCGGCUAUGCGCGCUCUGGGGCUGCUUGUUGACAGCGGUCCAUCUAGGACAGUGUCUUGCAUGCAGUGACAAACAAUACCUCCACAAUGGCCAGUGCUGUGAUUUGUGCCAACCGGGAAAUAGACUGACAAGCCACUGCACAGCUCUUGAGAAGACUCAGUGUCACCCGUGCAAUUCAGGCGAAUUCUUAGCCCACUGGAACAUGGAGAUCCGCUGUCACCAGCAUAGACACUGCGAACUCAAUCAAGGGCUUCGGGUUCAGAAGGCGGGUACUGCAGAAUCAGACACUGUCUGUGCCUGUAAGGAAGGCCAACACUGCACCAGCAAGGAUUGUGAGGCGUGUGUUCAGCACACACCCUGCGCCCCUGGCUUUGGAGUUGUGAAGAUGGCCACUGAGACUACUGACACCUUCUGUCAUCCCUGCCCAGUCGGCUUCUUCUCCAAUGAGUCAUCGCUUUCCGAAAAGUGUCGUCCUUGGACAAGCUGUGAGGAUAAGAACCUGGUGGUCCUACAGGAAGGAACAAGUGAGACUGAUGUCGUCUGUGGUUUCCAGUUUCGGAUGCGAGCCCUGCUGGUCAUUCCCGUUGUGAUGGUCAUCUUCAUCACCAUCUUAGUGGUGUUUCUCUAUAUCAGUGGUCAAGAAACCAAAGGAUAAUGAGGCCUUACCCCCUGAGGCUGGACGGCAAGAUCCUGUGGAGAUAGAAGAUUAUCCCGGUCACAACACCGCUGCUCCAGUGCAGGAGACACUGCAUGGGUGUCAGCCUGUUGCACAGGAGGAUGGUAAAGAGAGUCGUAUCUCAGUGCAGGAGCGGCAGGUGACAGGCAGCAUAGCCUUGAGGCCCUUGGUCUGAGCCCUGGAACUGCUUUGGAGAAGACAGGUCGGGAGCAGGGGCCUGGCUCUGCCAACUGCUGACAUUUGAAGCUUGCAAGGAGUCAAGACAGAGCCCAGUGCAGCUAACUGUCAUGCCUGCUCCCCUCUUGUGACUCGACUUACCUUUUAAGAUAGAGGAAAAGCUUGGGCAUCGGGGGUCUGCAGUAAUAUCUACAGAGUGCAGCAAUGCAGGACCCAGAGAUAUCCUGCUGGGACUUUCGCUGUAAGGAGUCAUGGACACAGGAGUCCAUGGCCUGAGGCUUGUGGCAAUCAGAAGACACCUGAUAGCCCAUCAGCAGGGGACUGGCUAAAUAAAUCUGUAAUUAUUUAUACAAUGGGGGUCUCAGAAACACUAGCAGGUGGGGCAGAAAACAGGGAGUGGGCUAUGAUGAAACAGCUUUUAAAAACACACUCCAAAGCAGGUAAGAUGGCUCUGUGGGUAAAGGGGCUUGCCACCCAAACCUGAUUACCUGAUUUUGAUCUCUGGGACUACCCGGUAAAAGGAGAGAACCAAAUCCGGAGGGUUGUGAUGCACACAUUUGACCUCCAUGUGUGCUCGGCGGCAUAUGUGCCCAUGUGUGUACAUGUGGGCGUGUGUGUGCACAUAUCCCAAGAUGGAUGUGGUGGUGUAUUGUAGACAUUAUUUAAUCCUGACCCCGGGUUUCUACAGGGGCGUUACCAUUUAGUUCCCGAAUAAAAGACACACUCAACCUUUAUAUUUACAAUAA
Molecule: messenger RNA, 1685 nt
Organism: Arvicanthis niloticus (Nile rat)
Lineage: Eukaryota; Metazoa; Chordata; Mammalia; Rodentia; Muridae
Gene: Cd40
Product: CD40 molecule
Biological process (GO): B cell activation; immune response-regulating cell surface receptor signaling pathway
Cellular component (GO): external side of plasma membrane; CD40 receptor complex
Molecular function (GO): signaling receptor activity; protein binding
Source: RefSeq, a predicted model, not a curated record